Molecule: messenger RNA, 261 nt
Organism: Funneliformis geosporum
Lineage: Eukaryota; Fungi; Glomeromycota; Glomeromycetes; Glomerales; Glomeraceae
Source: the annotation of a GenBank genome assembly
AUGGGGUUCAAACUGCAGAAAGUUGCUCUUAUUGACCGCUGUUGGAAAAAAAAAAUUUUUUUUCUUUCACAAGGAGAAAUUCUUAAUACAGCACAUAAUCACCUCAGCAGUUGGAGAAUUGAUCCACAAAGGAUGAUAAACGACUUGCAUGGAUGUUCAGUGGUCAGUGAGCAUCGUUGGAGAGAGAGCAUUAUUUGUUUGGAUGAAGGCGUUGUCUUAGUAAAGAUCAACUUUACUAAAAAUAAAUUAAAGCCGACUUAG